Molecule: messenger RNA, 2480 nt
Organism: Trichosurus vulpecula (common brushtail)
Lineage: Eukaryota; Metazoa; Chordata; Mammalia; Diprotodontia; Phalangeridae
Gene: SP8
Product: Sp8 transcription factor
Exons: 2
Coding region: 41-1594 (517 amino acids)
Biological process (GO): regulation of transcription by RNA polymerase II
Molecular function (GO): RNA polymerase II cis-regulatory region sequence-specific DNA binding; DNA-binding transcription factor activity, RNA polymerase II-specific
Source: RefSeq, a predicted model, not a curated record
UCCUCUGAGAGGAGGAGGAGGAGGAGGGCACUUUGGUGGGAUGGCAACUUCACUACUAGGGGAAGAACCGAGGUUGGGAUCCACGCCUCUAGCCAUGCUCGCUGCUACCUGUAACAAGAUCGGCAGUCCCAGCCCGUCGCCCUCCUCCCUCUCGGACAGCGCGUCCUCGUUCGGCAAAGGCUUCCACCCUUGGAAACGCACUUCCUCUUCUUCGUCCGGCAGCUGUAACGUGGUGGGCUCCAGCCUUUCGGGCUUUGGGGUGUCGGGGUCCUCCCGGACCGGGGGCUCGUCCUCAGCGGCUGCAGCUGCAGCGGCUGCAGCAGCAGCCGCUGCGGCUCUUGUAUCGGACUCAUUCAGCUGCGGCGGGUCGCCCGGCUCCAGCGCCUUCUCCCUCACCUCCAGUAGCGCUGCUGCCGCGGCUGCUGCGGCAGCCGCAGCCGCUUCGGGUUCACCCUUUGCCAACGACUACUCAGUCUUCCAGGCCCCCGGUGUGUCGGGCGGCGGCGGGGGCGGCGGCGGGGGUGGCGGUGGCGGCGGCGGCGGGGGCAGUUCGUCCGCCGCAGCGCACAGCCAAGACGGCUCUCAUCAGCCAGUGUUCCUGUCCAAGGUGCAUACUUCGGUGGACGGCUUGCAGGGAAUCUACCCACGCGUGGGAAUGGCUCACCCGUACGAGUCAUGGUUCAAGCCCUCGCACCCUGGCCUGGGCGCUGCGGGCGACGUUGGCGCGGCAGGUGCCGCCUCCAGCUGGUGGGACGUGGGAGCUGGCUGGAUCGACGUGCAGAACCCCAACGGGGCUGCAGCGCUGCCCGGUUCGCUGCACCCGGCCGCGGGUGGGCUGCAGGGUUCGCUGCAUUCGCCGCUGGGCGGCUACAAUUCGGACUACUCGGGCCUGGGCCACUCGGCCUUUAGUAGUGGGGCCUCGACGCACCUGCUCAGCCCGGCUGGGCAGCACCUGAUGGACGGCUUCAAGCCGGUACUCCCGGGAUCUUACCCGGACUCGGCCCCGUCGCCGCUGGCCGGCGCCGGCGGCUCUAUGCUGGGCGGCGGCGGGCCGUCGGCGCCUCUUGGGGGCUCUCCACGCUCAUCUGCCCGCCGCUACUCCGGCCGCGCCACCUGCGAUUGCCCCAAUUGCCAGGAGGCUGAGCGGCUGGGCCCGGCCGGUGCCAGUCUUCGGCGCAAAGGCCUGCACAGCUGCCACAUCCCGGGCUGCGGCAAGGUGUACGGCAAGACGUCACACCUGAAGGCGCACCUGCGCUGGCACACGGGCGAGCGGCCCUUCGUGUGCAACUGGCUCUUCUGUGGCAAGAGGUUCACGCGCUCCGACGAGCUGCAGCGGCACCUGCGGACCCACACAGGCGAGAAGCGCUUCGCCUGCCCAGUCUGCAACAAGCGCUUCAUGCGCAGCGACCACCUCAGCAAGCAUGUCAAGACCCACAGCGGCGGCGGCGGCGGCGGAGGCUCGGCGGGCUCGGGCAGCGGCGGAAAGAAGGGCAGCGACACCGACAGCGAGCACAGCGCAGCCGGUAGCCCACCGUGUCACUCUCCGGAGCUGCUACAGCCCCCGGAGCCGGGCCACCGCAACGGGCUGGAGUGAACCGGGGUGCCCCUGGACCCUGGCCGGCCGGCCCGGGCCCCUGCAGCCCGUCCCCAGGGCCCCGAUGGCCAGGCCAGGCCCUGUGCUGCCUGCCUACCUGCGCCCAGAGGCGCGCGGGGACGGGGGACGCUUUGGGGUCUCCCUUUUCUCUCUGUGACACUUAACUUUGUAAGGGAACAUGGACGUGUAAGUAACUUGUAUCGCUUUUUUGGACACUUUUCCUCCCGCCCCUUCCUUCCUUCCUUCUUUUGCUGUCUCUUUUAUUCUUUCUCUGGGGAGUUAAAAUCUGCCCCCUCAGUCUCGUGCAUCGCCUCUAGGGUUUGAGUUGUCCUUCCUCUCCCAGGUGUUACUUCCUAUUGGGGGAGGUGUGUGAUUGUGUGUGUGUGUGUGUGUGUGUGUGUGUGUGUGUGUGUGUGUGUGUGUGUUUAAGCAGGACAACUAUGGGGCUGCCUGCUCAGGCCUGUGGUCCUUGGGGCAGCAGGCGAGAUGGCGUGGCUGUCAGACAAAUUCGCAAAGGCGCGGAGGAGGGCCUCUCAGGGCAGGGCUGCUAGCUGGCCGCCUCCCGGGCUGCGCUGGCUCAGGCUGAGAAAGACUCAGUAGGCCGCCUUCGCCUUGGAGCUCAGCCCCGGAGCAGGGUUCCGGUACUUCUUGCCGGCUAGCGGAGAGAGCCUGAGUCUGGCAGCCUGAGAGGCGCCCUCUGCGUUUUGCAGCAGGGAAAGUGGCCCAAUUGACAGUUACAAUUCAUUGCGGCAGAAACUUUCCUGGGUUUCCCCCUCCUAUCUUCCCCCCCCCCACCUCCGAGGUGGAACUUUCGACAGUUUGAAAAAUGGGGCCCGUCUCUGCUUACCUGCUCAGCAAUUUCCUUUUAACACAUACACACACGCAG